AUGUGGCAGAGUCUGAAGAGGAAGGCGACGACAGCCGCAAGAUCCCCACAACGGCACUAUCCCGAUGCUCGGCGGCAUCAAUUGAGGGUGACUCUUCCCAACUCGGACUCCGGAGCCCGCGGCGAGUCCAACCUUGACCUGUACUACUCCAUGGCGCUUACACGGUUCGGUCGGCCCAGGUGUGGUGUCAACAACGCGGCAAAGGUCAUCUUGGUGUCGUACAUCAGCAACGAGAAUGCCUAA
Thermothelomyces thermophilus ATCC 42464 is the source of this 243-nucleotide messenger RNA. RefSeq lists its product as uncharacterized. Lineage: Eukaryota; Fungi; Ascomycota; Sordariomycetes; Sordariales; Chaetomiaceae. Bases 1 to 243 code for a protein of 80 amino acids. The transcript has 2 exons. The record is from RefSeq and is a predicted model, not a curated record.